UCUUAAGAAUGACGCAUCUGUAGAAUCUAAGUAUAAAAGCUGAUUAAAAAUGGACCACUCGUUCCUUAAAUCUCAACACCCGGUUGUUGAAGAACUUUUAACCAACAAAUACUUCGGCGAUACCUUGUUAGUAUGCGCGAACGGUCAUCUAACUGACAACAAGUUAGCUGUUGGUCUUCUGUUCCCUUCCCUCCUCACCUCCGAUAUAUUUGCACUUCCCAUAGAGAAUGUUCUCUUGGUACCUGACUAUACUAUGGAAGAGAUUGGACGAGAGUUUGAGAAACUCAUUCUGGGAGGUUCCAGACCACCUCAACCCAACAGUAAUCCUACCCCUAUCUGUAGCACAUCCAAAACUAAACCAAUCCAUCAUCAACCAAAUAUUCCCACCGUUCAUCUAACCAACCAAUUAACCAAUCACCCAACUAGUUAUUUAACUGUUCAACAAGCUAGUCAUCUCUCUGACGGUUCAGUCCUUCACUCUUCUAACCAGUCGAUAGUUCUUCCAGCUCCGUAUCAAUCCCAACAGAAACUUCCUGAAUCCAAUCCUUACAUUCAUGAUAUGAAUCAUUCAACCAUAUCUUCUAAUAACCCAGAUAUUCCUCUAGCCAAUCAAUCAAUUAUUCUUUCAACCCUGGACUCCGCUAAUCAUCAUACCAAUCAUCCGAUCAGUAAUAUAUCCAAUCCGCAAUUGAUUCAUCAAACCAACCUUCAUCCUACAACAUUCCAGCAAAUUAUCCAUCCUUCCAGCCAACAGCCGAUUAUUUCUUCGCAUUUGCCAACCAUGAAUUCAUCUCUUCCCGUCGACAACAACUCUCAUUUUACCUCCUCAACUAUGGAUUUAACCCCGGUCUUAAACUCUAAUUUAUGCCAGCAAGUGUCCACACAAAUGAACUCUGGAUUACAGAUGAUAAACUCAAUGAGCAACGUCGAGAGCACUUACACACAGUUAAGCUCCCUAUCCUCCUCAGGGUCUGGAGGUAACACAGAAUAUUUGAACUCCAAUACUGUGUUUGUUAGUAGUGAUAGACUAGGUUUAGAUGAGAGCCAGCAGAUGUAUAGAUACGAAGUGGAUUAUAACUCUAAUCAAUCAGAACAAGAUGAAGAGGAAUUGUAUGAUGGUGAUAUUCAAAAUGAGGAAAAUUUAGUUAUUGAUACCAACCAGGAACAAGAGUUGGAUUGUGAACAAGAUAAAUACCAAGAAGAAAAGUUGGAAAAACAAGAACUGGAAAAAGAGGAGGAAAUACCCUCUCAGUUUUAUAUUACAGACGAGCUGCAGCAGCAACAAGAACAGUUGCAACAAGAUUCUGCUAAUUAUGAAGUGACACUUGUGAAUGGAUAUUCUGAGAAUUGUGAAAACAUUCAUAUCUCAAACAACUCAGAACACUCAAUACGAGUUUAUAUAGAAACAAAUCACAAUCAGACAAGCCCAGAGCCUCCAGAAUUGGAAAGAAUGGUGCCAUGCGACGAUAAGAGAAAAAAGCGAGUAAGUUUCUUGGAGGGACAAACUCAGGACAGACAGGAUACAAAGUCAAGAAACCGAAUUCAGAAACCGGGUUCUCAGAACCUCGAGUCUCGACCUCGUCCUGCUCGGGUCGACAAACCCAAGACGAAGCUGAGGAUUGAGGAGUACGAAGACGAAGACGUGGAUAUGAUAGAGAAUUUAACAGAUCGGGAAAAUGUAGGAGAAAUUUGGCCUGAAGAACCAGCAAUAAUAGAAGACAGAAAGCCUGGUCGUCCCAGAGUUAAGCCGAGUCGUCUUAAUGAACCAGCGAGUGAUGGAAUCACAAGAUUUAAGUUGAAAUCAGCUCAGCAUGUUGAAAAGGAAACUUUCAAGUGUGUUGAAUGUGGUAAGGUAUUGAGCUGUCAGGGAAGCUUGAACAGGCAUCUAUUAGUCCAUUCGGAUGGAAAACCGUUCAAAUGCCGACAUUGUCCUAAAUCCUUCAGAGAACGAUCUAAAAGAAGUGUCCAUGAGCGUAUACACACUGGAAGCAAACCCUACCGGUGCAAGGUUUGUGGCCGGGGUUUCAAAACUUCAACACAACGGAGUAUCCAUUUAAAAAUGCACACUAAGGAGAAACCGUUUUCUUGCGAGACUUGUAGUAAAAAAUUUGCGCAGAAGAAUGCAAUGAUCAAACAUGCAAAAAAGAUUCAUGGUCCAGGAUCCCAGGAAGGGAAUCUUAAAAGUUAAUGAUCAUAUAACUGCAAUUUAAUUGAAAACGGAGCAGCUGGAAAAUUCUUAAUGAACAAAACUGAUUUAAACCAAAUAAAAAAAAACUUUCCUCUAUAAAACCGAU
This is a messenger RNA of Eurytemora carolleeae, 2294 nucleotides long. RefSeq names its product zinc finger protein 853. Bases 50 to 2188 code for a protein of 712 amino acids. The transcript has 11 exons. Lineage: Eukaryota; Metazoa; Arthropoda; Copepoda; Calanoida; Temoridae. The record is from RefSeq and is a predicted model, not a curated record.